UUGUCAAUCAAAUUCUUCAGACCACCUUCAUCUCUUUGUCCUGUGCGUAGUGAGAGAAAAUCCGUGGAAGUGCGUGUUGAUUUUGCGAAUCUUGUAAAUUGGCAUUAGAGAGCAGGAAUCCGACGCAAGAUCGUGUGGUUCUGUCCUUCUCCCAUGCUUGUUCCUCAGGAAUAUGGUCAGCUAUCAAAGUGCACAAUGAUUUCGCAAUCGACAGCUGUUGUCUUUGGAGAUCUGCGUUUGUACAACUCUUUAGUAGUCAUGGGCUCUUGUGAGGGUACCGGCCGGGUCAACACCCUACGCCACAGUAACAGGGUCAAUAGAUCCCUGUUAUUACUCCAUCAAGCGACCAGGCCCCCUUCUCCCACUUGUGACCUGGUUCAAGGCGACCUCGUGACUCCAUCGCGAGAGUCAAAGAGGGUCGAUUUCCGUCUUUACUAUCUCGACCUCGGGUCCGUCGUCGGCGACGCGAGUCAAGUGCCGGUGUGCAUGAGCGUCGUCAGAGCCUGAACCCGUGAUGGAGACUCAGUACGUUUGCUUUGGGAGAAGUUGGC
Aureobasidium subglaciale EXF-2481 is the source of this 551-nucleotide messenger RNA. RefSeq lists its product as uncharacterized. The coding region runs from base 154 to 507 and encodes 117 amino acids. The record is from RefSeq and is a predicted model, not a curated record. The transcript is spliced from 2 exons. NCBI's taxonomy places the organism in Eukaryota, Fungi, Ascomycota, Dothideomycetes, Dothideales, Saccotheciaceae.